GAAGAAGAAGAAGAAGAACCUACAAUGGCUGCUGGUGUGUGUGUUAAAGUUUUUGUAAAUGAUGCAUAAAGUUGGGAAGAUUGUUAUAAUGGUUUGAUAAAUCAAGAAAUCGUGCACGAAAUAUGUAUGAUAAAAUGAUUAAGAGAAUUGUUUUUGUGUUUUUGGAUUUUUUAUGGUAAACUUAACCUUCCUGUUUGUUAAUGCACCUGUGUGAAAACGUAAAUAUGAGUAUUCGAGGGUCCUAAGGCCUUGAUUGCUGUGGAAGCUAGUGAUGGUCCAUGUAGGUACUAUAGAAGUAAAUAUUUUGUAAAAUUUUAUUUUAAGGAUGAUCGUAGUUAAUGUAAAGUUACAAGUUAUAAACAAUGCCGAACAUGCUGAAAUAUCGGUCAUAAGAUGUCGACACCAGUGAAAGGGAAGGACACAUUGAUGAGGUUGCUUCUAUCUUCAAACCCUAUUACUACUUCAACCUCUUCAAUCCAGGUUUCUUCGCCGACAUCUUCGACCAGAGAGCACCUGAGCCGCACGUCCAGCUCAUCGAGCGGCCAGAGCGAGUCCCUGGAUGAGGACAGCAACCCGCUCACCUCCUAUGUCAAGCAGCUGGGCAAUGAAGAUAAGCAGGAGGACAUGAGUACCGUGCGGGCAGACCACUGCUACUGCCGCUGGAACUGGCGCUCGGAGAACAGCUUUCUGCGACCCACCAAGCACCUGUUCAUGCCGUAUGCCUUGCCUGCUCUGUCCAGCAGCGGUGCAGUGAGGAAGUCGGCAGAGAACAGCGAUGAAGAGCUGGACGUGGAUGGCUGCGGCGUGGAUGAUCCUCCGGUGGACAUGUCGCACAUGCGCCACGCCAUGCAGGCUGUGGCUCACCACGUCAAGGCCUACCGCGUGGACGACGAGCUGGAGGACUGGGAGGAGCGCAUCUCCAAGGUGGGCUGGACGCCCCUGCAGCAUCGCCUGUACACCAAGGUGAUGAAUCUCCUGAACGCAGAGCAGCUGUGCCAGCUGACCCACUGCGGGUCCUGGAACGAGCCCAUCCUGCGGCACGUCUCCGUGAACAAGGCGGUGCGACGCAUGAGGCAGGUGCUGGCCAGUGUCGAGUGGGACAGCCGCCUCACCCAGUGGCUGCACGCCACUUUCGUUGACAACCUACAUAGUGACUACCUCAUUGUCUACCUCGAGCUCUUGCAGAAACUGCACGAGAAGGCACCGACGCUUGUUGACAAGAUGGUUGCCGUGCAGACGCAGGCAAGCAAGGUGGGGUUGGCCAACUCCGACAGUCUCAACAGUAUCUUCAAGUCGGUGUCUGACCCUGCGCUGCCAGCUCUGAAGCAGAACUUGCCGCCCAAGCUGCCGGGGAACCCAAUGAUUGUUCUGAUGCCUUCUGGCCCGUGCUCGCCCAACAACAGCUCGUCCCGUGCUGAGCACUGGCAGUCUUACUUCUCCAGCAUUGGACACUUCACGGCUGUCAGUGUGCCAUCUGGAGCUGUGAAUGGUCAGGUGUCAAUGUCGAUGACAAGUUCCCUGGACCAGAUGGUUGCAGCUGUGCGCGCAAUGGUGGGUGACAUCAGGAUGACGUACCCAGGUCGCUCUAUUAUCCUGGUUGGGUGGAAUACUGGUGCCUCUAUAGCCUGUCAGGUGUCACUGCAGGAGGAGGUGAAUGCCAUCGUGUGCCUGGGACUCCCCAUGCUGACCACGGAGGGCAAGCGGGGCGACCCCAGCGACACUCUGCUGGACGUGCACACCCCGACUCUGUUCAUUGUCGGCGAGAUGGCCAGCCGGGCAAGAUUGGAAGAUGUUGAAGAUUUGCGGGGCAGGAUGCAUGCCGAGACGAGCUUAGUUGUGGUCGGCUCAACGGACGACCACCUCUGCAUGGGAAUAACUAAGAAGAUGAUGAUAGGAGUUACACAGAGCAUGAUUGAUCGCUGUAUUAUGAACGAGGUGAGUGACUUCCUGGGCAGCGUGCUGAUGCAGUCCCGCCACCCCCCGACCCGGGCACCGCCGGAGCCCGUCCUGCGAGCGGUGGCUGUGGACCGCCUGGCCCCCAAGCAGGCGGGCCGCGCUCCGGACCCUCCUUUCACUGGCAGGCGGCCCGCUGUGGCCACGGCCCAUGCUGGCUCGACAGUGACAUCAGACUCCCUGAACAAGACAACUCCUUCAGGGACGCCAACCCUCGUCACAAUGCGUCCACCGUCCUCUUCAAGACGCACCAGCUCACCAAUCCCCCAGGCGACAGCGUCCCAGAUUUCAGGAAUCGCGCAGAAGCGCCCAGCACAGUUGCUGACCAACUCCAGUCUUUCUUCAACAACAGAAGGCAAAUGGGCGAGGAAAACCGCUGAUAGUGAGGAGAAAACCAACAUACCAGGAGAAGGAAUAACAGUGAACAUUGGCUCACUGGCCAGUCUUUCGCCAGUGGUGGGUCCUAUCCGCCUGGGGGCGAGCGGCAUCAUAGCGGCUCGAGGAGACUUGUCGCGGGAGCGCAAGAUGCUGGGCCGUGGUCGAGGGAGGGGUCGCGGGCGUGGCCGUGGCAUGUCUGUCAAGCUGCACGGUAACGUGGUCACGCCGAUGGACGGUAAAGCACCAGUGAUGGUCGGUGAUGAUGCAGCCAGCAGCUCUGCCACCGUGCCAGUGUCAUGCGUCCUCACGGCGAGUGGUCGAAGCUUUGACUUCUCCAAAAUGAAGGUGCUGUCGUCGGUCACUGAGGGCCAAACCAAGUCUGCCAGCUCCUUGGGCACCAAUCCAGUGCUGGUGUCUGUUCCGGGUGUUUCACCGCCGGUCUCCAUCGUUCCCAUGACCGGUGAGCGCCACCAUUCCGUUACGGUCAUCCCCAAGAUCACCGCCUCCGCCAUGAAGACGACGGUUCCCAAGCUGACCACCUACACUGUGUCGUCACAUCGCCAGGGUCUGGAUGGAGUCGCCGGCAAGCCGGUCGUGAUGCAAAUAGACAGCUCUACUUCCCCGGAAAACGUAGGUUCCGAGGCUUUGACCUCGGCCAAGAUCCUCGACCUGCCCAUAAUAUUUGCAGAAGAUGAUGAGAAUUUCAGAGACUCUAAUCUGCAGAUGAAUGCUUCCGAGGCACCGAUCGUGGUGCCCAUAAACAGCUCUGGAAGUGAAAAUGCCUCCUCGUCCAUCGUCACGAUGGGGGACACAAUCUCGUUCCCACUGGACGAUGACAAAGAUGAAGCCCUGAAUGUUCUGAAAGCGGCAGAUACGCCGGUAACAAGCCAGAACAUGGUGUUGAUCAAGACUGGGAACAAGUUGCAAGGGACGGUUGGUGGUGGGAGCACGCAGCGGUUCUUGCAGCGAAUUGGGAAGGUUCACACCGCGCAGCGUUUGUUACAGAACGUGGGAAAUCUCAAGUGCACCAAGAUCAUAUUCAACAAGACCAACCCUCCUUUCAAGUUGCACUCACAGCUGGAGUCAUCGACUAGUGACGUGUCUAUCAUGCGUAACAGGAUAGAGUUGAAGAAGGUGGAUGAUGUGACUAAAGCAAUUGAGUGAAAUUUGCUUUUCUGUAACAAAUUUGUGUGAAAUUUAUAAUUUGAUUCCUUUUUAAAGUCUGUGCUAAAGCAUUUAUGUAUAAGCAGAAGCACUGCACUGUCAGUCAAAUGUAAAAUAAUUUGUAAAAGAAAUUGAUGACAAAUAAAUAUAUAUUUUAGUGUU
Bacillus rossius redtenbacheri is the source of this 3657-nucleotide messenger RNA. It is a transcript of the gene Rcd1, whose product is annotated as KAT8 regulatory NSL complex subunit 3. Gene Ontology annotation, cellular component: NSL complex. The transcript has 16 exons. Bases 394 to 3495 code for a protein of 1033 amino acids. Gene Ontology annotation, biological process: positive regulation of transcription by RNA polymerase II. NCBI's taxonomy places the organism in Eukaryota, Metazoa, Arthropoda, Insecta, Phasmatodea, Bacillidae. The record is from RefSeq and is a predicted model, not a curated record.